AUGGCCGGCAUGACUACCUCUACGACCCCCUCCAAGCGCAAGGCAGAUGGUCCGCAUCGCUCUUCACCCCCUGCCACCCGUGCUAGAGUGUCUGGCUCAACCCGCAGCUCGACUAGCUCAAGCUCGCGCACCAACUCGGCUUCAGACUUGGACUCGGAUAUAGAUAUUAACAGCAACGGUCGCUCAAGCUCACCUCUCACUAUUCCCGACUUGCCGCAGGCUUCGGCUGGGUCUGUCAUAGAUGUGGAUGACGAAGAUGAAGUAGAAGAGGACUCAGAUAUCAUUCAGGCAAAGCGAGCCCUAGCUUGGGUGCCCUCUAGCCCACUUGUGGAUACCUUUGGGUCAUUCACUCGGAAGAAUGCCGGUAAGCGUUCGUAUUCAACAUUACCCUUGACCAAGGAUGAGAUGCGUGCGGAGUGUGUCCGCUGGAUCGUCAAAAAGAAGUGUCCCUUCGACAUCGUCGCAGAUGAUCCUUUCCAGUCAAUUAUGAAGGCUGGUCGUCCUUCGCUCUGGAUUCCCUCCCCAUCCACUCUCCAUCGCGAUACACUGGAGUGCUUCAAAUGGGGUCGCCGGGCUGUCUCUAGUAAGCUCAAGGCUUUACCUACACGUCUGAACUAUGGCUCAGAUGAAUGGACAUCACCGAAUCAUCGCGCGCUCAUGGCCAUGAGUGUAUGCUACGAGAAGGAGAGCAAUACAGUUGAACAUCUUCUGGAUGUUGUCCAUGUGCCGUAUUCUCACACAGGCGUCAAUCUGUCAAAGGCCUUCAUCAAGUCUACCGACGGCAUGCAAAUCACCGAUAAGAUAAAUGGUCUUACAACUGACAGCGCAAAUAACGACACAAUGGUCGAUGACAUGGGAGCUCGAGUGGAGUCGUUCGACGGUGAAGAUGCUCACGGUAAAUGUUUUGGGCACGUCGCGAACCUCGGUGCUCGAUCUGUGACGUCGCUCUUCGCUACGCCGAAGAAGAAGAAGGCUGAUGCAGUCACACUUGCCGAACAAGCUCUUUUUGAACUCACUGAACAGCUGGAGGAUGAUGAUUAUCUUGAGUUUGGCUUGGACACCGAGGAUAUUGAUAACCUCGAGGGCUGGAUCAAUGAGCGAGAUGAGAUGAGCGACGAGGCUUGUGUCGAGCUUGAGGCUAGUGUCCUGCCUUCUAGACAGUCAUCGUCAAGGUACGUCCAUCUAGCCAAUUCCACACUUCCUGAUUACCAUCUGAUAUUUGAUCUGCAUCAGCUCCGCAAGGUCACGUUCAAAUUGAUCAACUUGUCAACAAUCCUGUUGCCUGCAUGGAAGUACUGCUGCACAAAAUACGGCCUUGAUAUCUGCAUGAUGCCCCGUGAUGUCUCUACACGCUGGGAUUUGCUCUAUCUCCUUCUCGAGUUUGCCUUGAAGUACCGCAAAGCAGUAACCCGACUCAUCCCUAAGUUUCCUAGCGAGCUUGGCGAUGCAUCACUCGAUGACGAUGCAUGGGAGACCAUCUCCCAGUUAUGGGGUGUUCUCAAGAUCUUCCGAAGUGCUACAUUGUUUUACUCCCAUGAGGACCGGACGGCGACAAUGGCUACUGUUCUUCCUCAUCUCGAUGCCCUUGAAGCUCAACUGGCGAAGGAUGCAGCAAACCAUAAACUCAAACCUGCCAUUCGUGGGGCUGCUGCACUUGGUCGCAAGACCAUCAUGUGUUAUUUCAGCCUCAUAGAGACUCGUGCGAUCUACAGGAUCUGUGUCGUUUUGCACCCGUCUUACAAACUCGGAUACUUCAGGCAGAAGGAUUGGCCAGAAGAGGACAUCGACACAUUGAAGUUGGCGAUACAGGAUCGCCUGGAAUGCUUCUAUGCCAGAUCGGGCUCUUUGGUGCCUCCUGCUCCCGUGCUCGAGGCUCCUUCCUUUGUUCCCAUGCCGGAUUUGCAAUUGCCCGAAGAGGUCAACCCCUUUGCGCUACCUCCGACCUUAAGUGAUCCAUCACCGUCCAGCUUACUCUCUUCUUUGCCUUCAGAGUUGGAGGCUGUGUGCACUCUACUUGACAGGUAUCUGUCAAGUGUACCUGAGCCUGGUAUCGCCAAUCCUGUCCAAUGGUGA
Molecule: messenger RNA, 2073 nt
Organism: Peniophora sp. CBMAI 1063
Lineage: Eukaryota; Fungi; Basidiomycota; Agaricomycetes; Russulales; Peniophoraceae
Source: the annotation of a GenBank genome assembly